CACAAGCCCCAAAUCUCCCCACCGCCUUACUCGGAAUCAAAGUCCAGAAUCAUUCUCCGAAGGCAUCAAAUUUCAAAGCUGUCGCCAACAAUUUCGUUUCUCUCCAAAUUCCACAACCUCUCUGUGACUGCGAAACCCUAGAUUUCCAAUCCUCGCUUCAAUGGCGAGCCAGUCUUCGUCGGCCGCUCUCUCCUUCUCCUCCGCCGCCGCUGCAUCGUCUUCCCAGUACACCUACGCCAAUGGCUCCUCCUACUUUCCCAUGCCCUUUCACCUUCAGCAACCGUCCGCCGUCUCUCAAUAUCCUACCGCUUACGCCGUUGGCUCGUCGAUUCCAAUUCCGCCGCCGCCGGUCGCCGCUCCGGUAUAUCCUGCUCCGGCUCCCGUCGCCGGUGUCUACUCUCUACCUCAGUACCAGCAAGCGCAACAACUAUUUCAAAGGGAUGCACAGACGAUUACGCCCGAAGCUCUUGAGAGCGUGAAAGCUGCGCUUGCAAACAGUGAAAUCGAGCACAAAGCAGAAGCUAAAAAGAAAGCUAUUCCCCGUAAAGCUGCGGGGCUGUCUUGGGAGGACCCAACGCUUGCUGAAUGGCCCGAAAAUGAUUAUCGCAUAUUUUGUGGCGAUCUUGGUAAUGAGGUGAACGAUGAUGUGCUUUCUAAAGCAUUUUCUCGUUUUCCUUCCUUUAACAUGGCUAGAGUGGUUAGAGAUAAGAGGACUGGCAAAACCAAGGGCUAUGGAUUUGUUAGCUUUGCCAACCCUUCCGAUCUUGCUGCUGCGCUUAAAGAAAUGAACAGUAAGUAUGUGGGUAAUAGACCAAUCAAACUCCGCAAGAGCAACUGGAAGGAGAGAACAGAUUUUGAGGCUCUAGAAAGACAUAAGAACCAAUCACAAAAACGGCCGAAGCUUUUUAAGAAGAGUGUAUUACACAAGUAAAUUUGCCAAUUUACCCGAGUCGUAAACUCAAUCGUGCUGGAAUUGGAUUUGGGAACAAAAUGCCCAUUUUAUAUUUUUAUUUCAUUUUUCAUUAUAUGGAUGAACUGGAUGUAGGAAAGUAUUGUGGAGCUGAUGAUUUUAACAAUUUUUCAAUGAAUGAAAAGGAUGUU
Molecule: messenger RNA, 1101 nt
Organism: Morus notabilis
Lineage: Eukaryota; Viridiplantae; Streptophyta; Magnoliopsida; Rosales; Moraceae
Product: RNA-binding protein 42
Exons: 6
Coding region: 161-931 (256 amino acids)
Molecular function (GO): mRNA binding
Source: RefSeq, a predicted model, not a curated record